Hibiscus syriacus is the source of this 1093-nucleotide messenger RNA. Its product is annotated as ER membrane protein complex subunit 3-like. The record is from RefSeq and is a predicted model, not a curated record. The transcript is spliced from 8 exons. Gene Ontology annotation, cellular component: EMC complex; membrane. NCBI's taxonomy places the organism in Eukaryota, Viridiplantae, Streptophyta, Magnoliopsida, Malvales, Malvaceae. Gene Ontology annotation, biological process: protein folding in endoplasmic reticulum. Bases 1 to 741 code for a protein of 246 amino acids.
AUGGCUGAAGAUCUGGUGCUGGAUACGGCGAUCAGAGAUUGGGUGCUGAUACCUCUAUCAGUGGUUAUGGUUCUCAUUGGCAUCCUCCGCUACUUUGUUUCUAAGCUCAUGCGCUCCUCUCAAGUUCCCGAUCCUAAGAUCGUCAAAGAGGGGCAAGUAAUUGUUCGGGCUCGGAAUUUGCGAGCUGCUGCUAAUUUUAUCCCUCCCAAGUCCUUUCUCUCACGUAGGGUUUAUUUCAGUAAUGAGGAAAAUGGAUUACUGUUUGUCCCCAAGGGGCAGACUCAAAACGCUCAAGCUCAAAUGUUCUCUGACCCUAACAUGGCUAUGGAUAUGAUGAAGAAAAACCUCUCUAUGAUUAUACCUCAGACUCUCACUUUUGCAUGGGUCAACUUCUUCUUCUCUGGAUUUGUUGCAGCCAAAAUACCCUUCCCAUUGACUCAAAGGUUCAGAUCAAUGUUACAGAAUGGAAUUGACCUUAGCACAGUUGAUGUCAGCUACGUUAGUAGCCGCUCAUGGUAUUUCCUCAAUUUAUUUGGUUUGAGGGGUUUAUUUAGUCUGAUUCUAGGAGAGGAAAAUGCAACCGAUGAUACACAACGUAUGAUGCAGAUGAGUGGAUUUGGCUUUGAUCCAUCAAAGAGUCUGGGUGCUGAGAAAGAUGGUCUUGACAUUGUCCAACAUGAGUGGGCACUCCCUAAGUUUGAGCAUCGAGCUGAAGCAGUGUUGAAAAAACUCAUCAGGUGAACACCUUUGGAACAUCGUGUAAACAGCCCUCAGAAGAGUGGCGUUGAGGUGAAGUUUUCCUAAUAGAUGAAAUACCUUUGGAAACCAUGUUUCAGGCUUAGAAGCUAGAAAAUUUUGCACCUUCAUUUUUUAUGCCUUGGCAAUAUAUAUGGGAAGCUUUCUUUGUCCACGUACUCGGUUUUCUGUGGGAUUAUAACUAAAGAACUAAUAAUCGUUGUCAUGUUGUCUGAACUCUUUUACGACCCUAAUCAUAAUUGUUGCAUUCGGCUGACUUUAUACCGGUGAUCCGAAACUUUAGAUACUUUAUAAUACGAAUAUAUUGUUGGCCCAUACCCUGUGAAAAUGUUCACUU